Molecule: messenger RNA, 2012 nt
Organism: Populus trichocarpa (black cottonwood)
Lineage: Eukaryota; Viridiplantae; Streptophyta; Magnoliopsida; Malpighiales; Salicaceae
Product: ADP,ATP carrier protein 1, mitochondrial
Exons: 4
Coding region: 581-1750 (389 amino acids)
Biological process (GO): mitochondrial ADP transmembrane transport; mitochondrial ATP transmembrane transport
Cellular component (GO): mitochondrial inner membrane
Molecular function (GO): ATP:ADP antiporter activity
Source: RefSeq, a predicted model, not a curated record
CCACCGCUCAAGUCUCCCGUAACGAAUCACGCCUCACCCGCCGCAUGGGACAUGGCGUAGGCGCACCGGCCAACCCUUCACUCCACCAAAAAAUACUAUCCUCUUUUCUAGCAUAAAAAAAUAAAUAUAUAUUCUUCAUAUUUAGCUCUAAAUCUAAAUCUUGAUCUUGUUAUUUUCUGUUCUCAAAUUUUGAUCUUGUUAUUUUGAAACUAACCAAUUUCUUCUAGGGCAUACAAUAUUAAAAAAGAAAUAAUGUCUUAGUUGACCGAAUAAAAAAAGGGUGACAGCUGCACCUGCAUGGUCUUCCCCAAAGAUUGGCGAGGCAACAAAUCAGAACCCACCCAGCUAGCCACAGUCACAUGGUAAAUGGUCAGCAAAGCACAGCAAAAAAAGCACAUUGGUAGCACCAAUAAAUAAGGGAUAGUUUCACUCUUUUCAAAGCCUCCCCUCCGCCACACAUCUCUCUCUCGCUUUUGCAAUUUCUUUCAACGCUCAGCGAAAGUUGGAGAGACCCCUAAAAAUCUCUCUCGAUAGCCUCCUCCAGUCUCUCACACACAGCCACUAAUCAGGAAAAGUCACAAUGGCUGAGCAGAUUCAACACCCUUCUGUUAUGCGGAAAGUAGCUGGCCAGUUCCUUCAUUCCAGUGUUUCUAAUGAUUUUGGUUGUGAUGGGGCUUUCCAGAGGCCUGCUCUGCACCAAAGGUGUGCUUAUGGCAACUACUCAAAUCCUGCUUUCCAGUACCCCAUGGGAUGGGCAUGUGUAGCAGCUACUGAAUUAUCAAUUGUUCCAUCUACUGCUUCAUCUGUUCUUGUUCAAGCCCCAUCAGAAAAAGGUUUAGCUAGCUUUGGUAUUGAUUUCCUUAUGGGUGGAGUCUCUGCAGCUGUAUCCAAAACUGCUGCUGCUCCCAUUGAGCGUGUUAAGCUUUUGAUUCAAAACCAGGACGAGAUGCUUAAAACUGGUAGGCUCUCUGAACCCUACAAGGGCAUUGGUGAUUGUUUUAAGCGAACAAUGAAGGAGGAAGGGUUUGGUUCAUUGUGGAGAGGGAACACUGCCAAUGUCAUCCGUUAUUUCCCUACUCAGGCCUUGAACUUUGCAUUCAAGGAUUACUUCAAGAGGCUCUUCAACUUUAAGAAAGACAGAGAUGGCUACUGGAAGUGGUUUGCUGGGAACUUGGCCUCAGGAGGUGCAGCCGGUGCUUCUUCCCUUCUCUUUGUCUAUUCCUUGGAUUAUGCUCGAACCCGUUUGGCCAAUGAUGCCAAGGCUGCAAAGAAGGGAGGAGAGAGGCAAUUCAAUGGGCUCAUUGAUGUCUACAAGAAGACAAUGGCUUCUGAUGGUGUUGCUGGGCUUUACCGUGGAUUUAACAUUUCUUGUGUUGGAAUUAUUGUCUAUCGCGGUCUUUAUUUUGGAAUGUACGACUCCUUGAAGCCUGUGCUUCUUACCGGUGACAUGCAGGAUAGUUUCUUUGCUAGCUUUGCCCUUGGUUGGCUCAUCACCAAUGGUGCUGGUCUUGCUUCCUACCCCAUUGACACUGUUCGUAGAAGAAUGAUGAUGACCUCUGGUGAAGCUGUCAAGUAUAAAAGCUCACUAGAUGCCUUCUCUCAGAUUUUGAAGAAUGAGGGUGCCAAGUCUCUCUUCAAGGGUGCUGGAGCAAACAUCCUCCGAGCCAUUGCUGGUGCUGGUGUGCUUGCCGGUUAUGACAAGUUGCAGCUGAUUGUAUUCGGCAAGAAGUACGGAUCUGGCGGUGCUUAAACGGAAGCUAUAUCUUCAUUCUUGUCGUUUCAUUGAGGUUAGAUGGUGAUGAAAUCUUGACUUCUGAGAAUUUAGUCGGCGAAUUUUUCCACAAAUAAUUCAGUUUUAGGGGGGAGUUACUCCCUGAACCAAAAUUUACUUUUUGGAUGGAUUUUUUAAAAAAAAUUCAGAAGAAACCUCAUAAUAGUUGUGGCUAAUGCCUCAGCUGCUUCUUGGAAGUUCAGUUAUGUGAUUUGAGGAAUGCAUUCUAUUCUACAGGUCA